AACUUCACUGCCAUCAAAACAAGGCACAGCAUUCCCUGCUCCAACCUCAGCUUCCUUGUUCCUGCUUUAAAAUCAUUCAUAAUGUGAUUUAUUUGCAGCCUUUUUUCCAGAAUUUUACCUGCCCUCAGCAGUGUGUGGGGCAUGUUGGUAACACAAAGUGAAAUCUUGGAUUUCUUGCAGUUGGUGCUAAAAUCCUCAGGAAUUUUCCUGGACUGAGAAUCCUGUCUGAUUUUUAAAUGAUUAAUUUACUGUCUACUUAAUUUUUAAUGCACACAGACUAAAAAAUGAAUUUUUUUAGGUUGCAUCCUUCAGCUUAUCUGCCAGUUAUCAAUAAUUCUCGUUUGUUUUCCAUGUUUUAUUAAGCAAGGAAAGUGAAAAGAGUUCAGAGCAAUGAUUAAAUAUUAAACUCACUGUAGAUACAAGUUGGGUUUUUUUCCUCUGACCACUUAGCUCAACUAAGAAUUUUUAAUUGGAGAAAAUAAUGAAUAAUGCCAGAACUUGCUGCAGGAGGGGGUUUUUAGAAGGCUCUGCCAUCAGCCUGGUUGCCAGGCAGUGUAGUUAGCUGAUUGCCCAAAGCAACAAUCACUAGCCACACAGCCAGGUGAAAAGGUCUGGAAUGCCAGGAGCAGGAAUUUGGGAGCAGGAAUUUGGGAGCAGGAAUUUGGAGCAGGAAUUUGGAAGGAGGAAUUUGGGAGCAGGAAUUUGGAGAAGGAAUUUGGGAGCAGGAAUUUGGGAGCAGGAAUUUGGGAGGAGGAAUUUGGAGAAGGAAUUUGGAGCAGGAAUUUGGGAGGAGGAAUUUGGGAGCAGGAAUUUGGGAGGAGGAAUUUGGGAGCAGGAAUUUGGGAGCAGGAAUUUGGGAGGAGGAAUUUGGGAGCAGGAAUUUGGGAGGAGGAAUUUGGGAGCAGGAAUUUGGGAGGAGGAAUUUGGAAGCAGGAAUUUGGGAGGAGGAAUUUGGGAGGAGGAAUUUGGGAGCAGGAAUUUGGAGCAGGAAAUUGGGAGGAGGAAUUUGGAGCAGGAAUUUGGGAGGAGGAAUUUUGGAGGAGGAAUUUGGGAGCAGGAAUUUGGGAGGAGGAAUUUGGGAGCAGGAAUUUGGGAGCAGGAAUUUGGGAGCAGGAAUUUGGAGCAGGAAUAAACCCCAGGAAUUCUGAGGACACAGAGAAGCACCAAGAGACGGGACACUGAAAUAAAACAAGUGCUGCCCUCCUGCCAAGCCAAUUUUCCUGCUGAUCCACCUCCUUUACAGCUCAUUUCCACUAAAAAACGUGAGGAUAAAGUGGAUUUUUUAUUUUUUCUUCUCCAAAUUUGCAGGCUUUGACUCCCAGUCUGACUGGGCUCAUCUCAGCCUUACCGAGGCCUCUGUUCUCACAUUUCCCUCCAUUUAUUCUUGUUGAAUAAAUGAAAUUAAGGCCUGUGGUGGCUCUUUCCCAUCCUCAGAGAAGCUGGACUGGAGUGAAAAUGGCCUGAAAGAAGAUGGAAACUUCUGCUGGAGCCCAAAUUAAUGACCUGGUUAAUUAAUGUUUCCCACCAUCAACAGAAAUCCAGCAGAUAAAGGGAUCUCAGGCAAAGCAUUCAACGCAGAAAUUGCAUUUUCUGCCUGACUCUGCAAUUAUCCUUCUUCUUUUUUUAUUUUUUUUCUCUAAUUUUAGCAAAGCACUCCCCAUUUUCAGAGGGGAGCUGCCUUUGGAGCCAGGCCUGGCACAGAAAUCUGCAGGAGGUGCUGAGCUCUGCAAGCCUUUCCUGCCCAUCAAUAAUCCCAAAAGGAAUCUCAUCCAUUAACCUGCUCUGAAUCCUGGCUGCAGCCAGCAACACUUCACUGAGGCUCCCAUUCUUUUGAUUUUUUAAUUUAUUUUUUAUUUUUUAAUUCAGCGGAAGGUUGGAUUUGAUGGGUUUGGAGGGGUUUUCCAAGCAAAGAUGAAAGCCAGGAUUUGCAGCUUUGGGCAGCAGGCAGCCAAAAAAAUUCAUUUCAAGGAGUAAAUGGCUUUCCACAAAUAUAGAACAUCAUAAAAGCAUCCCAAUAAGUCUAAGAAAAUUCAAAUUAAUGCAGUGGAUAGAACAAGAAUAAUGCUCAGGUUAUUAUCAGUCACAGAUAUUGCUUACUGUUCAAAUCCAGAUUUCAGACUUGAUUCAGACGUGAUCAAAUCCAAAAGGAGAAAAACCUGGAAAUUGUAUAAAUCUGGGAAGAAAAUGUGGAUUUAUCUGAUAAAUUCCUUAAGCAAAGAGGAUCCUGCAGGCUGGGGAACUCUGAAAUUCCAGGCCAGGCACAGGAGGAAGCUAAAAAACGUUAUUAAGGACAAUUUUCUGUCUGAAAACCACAAGAAAUAAGGCAGCGAGCCUAAAAUUAUCACUUCAAUAUGAAAGACCAUUGUUAUUUUUUAUUUUUUCCAUUGCUGUCUCCAAGUUUUUAUCCACUGAAACACAAAAACUCAGUUCAUAACCAACGUCUCAACCCGGCCGCUCUGCUCCCUAAAAAACUCUCAGGAACUGGAUUUGAGCAAUAAAAAAAAGAUUUCCAUGUGGGGAUUUUUAUUGUUAUCAGCAGGGAACUGUAGAUUUACUGAUUUUAAUGCUUUGGCCUGGCCGGAUGUUUGUCAGGAGAAUAAAAUUCAGGAGUAAGAGGUCUGGAUUCUAUUAAGGCUUUUCUUUCCUUCUGCUGUAAUUCCCAGGAUACAAAGCAGAGAUAAAUGAGCUGAAGUUUAAGAACCACAUAUCUGAAUUAAUACAAUUUACUUCCUCGGUUGUACAGAGUAGCACUGAAAUAUGAAAGCUGAUAAGGGCAGUGAUUGGAGAAAUAACCUGGAAAACAAGAUUUCAAAAGGAACUUUCAGGAAUGACGUCUUCAUUUGGGACAUAAAAGCCUCCUUUUCUCCCUCCUCCUUAUUUAAGCUUUUUAAGCUGGUUCCUAUCAGGCACUUCCUCUCCUCAAAGUUCAUUAAAAUGCUGAACCAAGUCUGUCUGCUUGGCCCAAAUUCUGCUUUUUAUUUCCUUUGGUCUAAAUGCUCAGAUUCUAUUUAGGAGAAGAAGUUAUCCUGGAUUUAUUAUUAUUAUUAUUAUUAUUAUUAUUAUUAUUAUUAUUAUUAUUACUAUUACUAUUACUAUUAUUACUAUUAUUAUUACUAUUAUUGUUACUAUUAUUGUUGUUGUUAAUAUUAUUAUUACUACUAUUACUAUUAUUACUAUUAUUAUUACUAUCAAUAUUACUAUUACUACUACUAUUAUUAAUAAUAUUAAUACUUUUACUAUUAUUACUAUUAUUGCUGCUACUACUACUGCUACUACAACUACUACAACUACUAGAACUACUCACUUUUAUCCUGUACUAUUACACAUUAUUACAAGAUUUAGACAUUAAAUGGUUGCUGCUAUUUUUCUAUCCUUUUCUCCUUUAUUUUCUGUAUAUUUCCCAUUUAUUUCUCGAUAGUGGUCGAGAGAAGGAAAUGGAAGCUUCCCCAUUUUUGGGAAGAUUUUAAUUUUGCUUUAAUUCUGGCUGGCGUUCAGAGUGUCAGGGAACAGCGUGGUGACAGAAGUAUUUUUAUUUUUCUGAAGAAGCCAGGAAGCAUCAGCGCCUGUUCCUGAUUCCCAGACGUGACACAGCCAGCAGCUUCCCAACACUUCCCUCUGCAAUUCCUGAAUUCUGCCGGCUCUUUCCAGGGCUUUUUAAAGGAUUUCCCUCCCUUUAAAACACCCAGUUCACAAACAGCUUCUCCUCUUCACCUCCCGAGAGCGGCUCAAGGUUUUAAUCUCUAUAAAAUCCCUCGGGAAUUUGCGCACCGCGCCCUAAAAACGCCGAGAUUUUGGAGUCACUCCCGGGAUUUUUCACUUCAGGCUGGGUUUGGUGAUGCUCGAGGUGAUGCCUUGCGAAUGAGAAUAUUCAAAUUUAGAAAAUUGGGAUUGGGAUGGAUAAAAUUAAUCGGUGUUUGGUUUGACCGGCAGGGAGCAAUAAAGCUCAUGGCGCUGCUUCGGAGCGAAUCCGGAUCUGGGAAAGCGAAGGGAGAACCCUUCCAAAAAAAAAAAAAAAUUAAUUAAAAGAAAAAAAUCCACAGAGCGGGGCUGGACCCGCCCGUGGGCGGCCCCGGUGGGCGGGGGACGCGAUGGGGACAUAAAGGGGAUGGCAGGGGGGACACGGGCAGGGCAUGAAGGGCUCGGGGCGCGGUGCGGGGAGCGGCGGCCGCAGCGGAGCGCUCAGCCCCGGCCCGGAGCCGGCAGCGCCGCGGGGCUGAGCCAGGAGGAGCAGCAGGAGGAGGAGGAGGAGGGAAAGAGGCAGGGGAGGAAGGAAGGAAGGCAGGAAGGAGGAGCCGGGGCUGUCCCGGAGCGAUGCUGGCGGCGGCGGCGCUGUGCGCGGCCGCGCUGGGCUGCGCGGCGGGGGCGCGGCUGCUCAGCGGUAAGAGCGGCUGGGGACCGCGGGGAUCGCGGGGAUCGCUCGGGAUCGCUCGGGAUCGCUGUGACACUCCCUGGGGACCCUCCCUAUCCCGGAGAGACCCCUCCGGCCCCGCCACCCUCCCCUCUGUCGCCGGGAGGGUCGGGAUGCGCGGGCGGCUGUCGCGACAUGGGGGGGGAUGCGCUGUGGUGGUUGGGUCGGACGGUUCUGGAGGUGUUUCCCAACUUUUCCAGCGGAUUUUCCCUGUGGAGCUCGCUGGAGCCAGCGGGCAGAUCCCGAGUGAGGAGAUGAGGGGGAUACAAACAGGAUAAGGAGUACAAGGAAUCCUUUCAGCCAUCCCAGAGCUGCACAUUCGAUGUCCUAAACUGAGCCGGGAAGUCCAGCCAGGAAUUAAUUCCAAUCAGUUUUUCCUUAGCUGAAAAUAAUGGCAAGUUUGAAUGAGGAGGCAGAGAAUUUCUUCCUCCUUUUUUAAUGAGGAAAAAAUGUGUUUGUGUAUCAGCAAAGAGCCUGGGUGCAGUUCUGGGCAGACGGUUUGCAGGCGUGGGACACAGAAACCCUGCUACAAAAUCGUUUAUUUCCACGACGCCUCGCGCAGGACCAGCUACGAGGAAGCUCACCUGGCCUGCAGGGCUGACGGGGGACACCUGGUCAGCAUCGAGAGCCCAGCGGAGCAGAGACUGAUCGAAUCCUUCAUCAGGAGCCUCCUGGCUGCUGAUGGAGACUUCUGGAUUGGGCUGAGGAGGAGGAAGGAGGAGGAGGGCAACAGCACCGAGUGUCACAGCUUCUACUCCUGGUCGGAUGGGAGCUCGUCCAAAUUCCGGAAUUGGUACGUGGACGAGCCCUCGUGUGGGGGUGAGGUGUGUGUGGUGCUCUACCACCAACCCUCGGCCCCGCCUGGCCUGGGGGGGCCCUACAUGUUCCAGUGGAACGACGACAGAUGCAACAUGAAAAACAACUUCAUCUGCAAAUACACCCUGGAGAAGCCAACAAAAGCUCCAAUAGACAAUUCCCGAAGAGCUGUGGCCACAGAGCCCUGGAAGGGGAAAUUCCCCGAGGAACGCCGGAGGAAAGUUGCCAAUGGAACAGCAGUGGGAGCCAAAGAGCCUGUUCAGAGCCUUGCCUACAUCCUCAUUUCCAGCAUUCCUGUGCUGCUUUUCCUCAUGGCUGUCACAGGCAUCUCCUGCUUUUGGCUCUUUGUGAAGAGGAGACAGGAGCUGGUGGAUGUGACCCCGAAGGGUGACAGUGCCUGGCUGCCACCGCCCGGCGGGGACAGCCCCGAGCUGGACAUCUACAGAGUGAUCAACAAACAAUCCGAGGCUGACCUGGCCGGGGCCAGGCCUGGCACCAAGAAUUCCUCCUUCCGUGCCCGGGAGGGGCUGGGGAGCCCCUGCAGGGACCCCGAGGACUCCUCCAGCAGUGGCCUGGUGACACUGGGCAGCACAGAGAGUGGCUUUGUCACCAACGACAUCUACGAGCUGUGCGGGGACCGUGUGGGCAGGAGCAAGGAGUCCACCUGGGUGGACAAUGAGAUUUAUGGGUAUUGAGGAAAAGAAUCCAAAAAAAGCACUGGAAUUUGGGUUUUGGGCAUCAACAGGGGUUGACUUGCCCUCUCUAUGCACUUGUUUAAUAAUGGGAUGUGUGGUGUUUGUCCUGGUUUUGCAUUGUCCCCUUAUUCUUCUGUUUUCUGACAGAAUAGGGGUUUUUAAAGAUCCAAACUGAGAGGAAUGUACAGAUCUGGCUUUGCCCCCUUUGCCUCAGGAACGGCUCGUUAAUACCCUCAAUUCCUUUUUGUACCAAAGAUACGCCUCGAAGCUGAAGGACAAUCCAAAAUCGUUAUUUAUUUAUAGCCCUCUCCUCCUCCAAGGUGCUAAAAGUGACCUGUCAUGUGUGAUGGAAUCCUGCUCUCCUGGACAUGCUGAACACUGGGAAGUGGAAAUGAAUCCCCGGGUUGGCUUUGCUUGUGUGUGCAACUUUUACUGUGCCUAUUAAAUUUCUUUAUCUCAA
This is a messenger RNA of Prinia subflava (tawny-flanked prinia), 6379 nucleotides long. RefSeq names its product layilin (gene LAYN). NCBI's taxonomy places the organism in Eukaryota, Metazoa, Chordata, Aves, Passeriformes, Cisticolidae. Bases 4813 to 5919 code for a protein of 368 amino acids. The transcript has 7 exons. The record is from RefSeq and is a predicted model, not a curated record. Gene Ontology annotation, molecular function: hyaluronic acid binding.